Messenger RNA from Chondrus crispus (carragheen), 132 nucleotides. RefSeq lists its product as hypothetical. The record is from RefSeq and is a predicted model, not a curated record. The coding region runs from base 1 to 132 and encodes 43 amino acids. The transcript has a single exon. Lineage: Eukaryota; Rhodophyta; Florideophyceae; Gigartinales; Gigartinaceae.
AUGCAUCAUGCUGUCAGGCCCAGUACUACUCUUGCUGCUAGUAGUACCUCCGUACACAGGAACCAAUCGGGGACGAUAUUCAAAAUGGGCAUAAAACGCCCUGAUCUGGAGCGGCAAUGCAACCCGGGUUGA